AAAAAAAAUAUAUCAGCGGUACAUGAAACGAUGCGCGCGCAUGUACCGAAGCAAAACGUCGAUAUUCGAGAGUACCGUACGGAGGGAGCACAGUGUAGCAACGAUCGGGACGGUUGACAAGAGGGGGUAUGGUGAACCGGACCCCGCUCCGCCGCAACCACUAGUCGUUGUCAACAGUUACCGCCGUGGUCCUCUCGGCCGCACCACUCCGCCCGUCCGCUUGUCGACAACGGUGUUUCGUCGGACGUUAAAAGUUUUUUUUUGCACCGCGGUCGGCACGGAAGAUCGUUGUUAUUGGCAACGCGUUAUCUGCCCCGAUCGCGCGAGUACCGGCAAUUGAUACCGGCGCCCGCGCCACCCGGUCUUCGGUCGUCAACGACGUUUGGACUGCGGACGGCGACCGGUAACGCCGUAACCACGUUCUGCCGCUUGCUUGUCGCGCAACGAUCCGUGUGUGCACGCCGUUACAUCGGCCCGCUGUUGCGCUCCGCGAUCCUGUUUCGCACGGACAGCCGAUCGCCGCACGUCGGCUCACGACCGUUCCGUCUUCCGCCCGGACCGUUGUUGCCCCGUCCGGUCAACCGAAAUGUCGGACCAACCGGAGUCGUUCAUGAGAAUAGUGAUCAAAGAAUUCCUUGGAGUCGGAAAUUGGCGCUGGUCGUUCACUAAUGACAGAAUUUGUGGCAUUUGCAGAGUUCAAUUUGAAAUAUGUUGCCCUAACUGUGAUAAUCCUGAAGCGCAAUGCCCUAUAGCGUGGGGCAGAUGUUCACAUGCUUUUCAUUUGCAUUGCGUUUUAAAAUGGCUCGACACUGAGCACGCAAAUAAUAAAUGUCCAAUAUGUCGCCAAAAUUGGGAGUUAAGGGUAUAUUAACUCUUUCGCUGCUCCAGAUGUAACAACAAUUUAUCCCAUUCACUGUGAUCUACUAUUAUAUUUCUUUGUAUAGAAAAUAUAAUACUGGAAAAUAAAAAAUAAAAAUUUUUUUUAUUUUUUAUAGCACAGUUAGGUGACAGAACAUAAAUUGUAGCAGUGAAAAAGUUAAGCAUUUGAUAAAUAAUUUUA
Messenger RNA from Sipha flava (yellow sugarcane aphid), 1060 nucleotides. RefSeq names its product anaphase-promoting complex subunit 11 (gene lmgA). Bases 587 to 871 code for a protein of 94 amino acids. Lineage: Eukaryota; Metazoa; Arthropoda; Insecta; Hemiptera; Aphididae. Gene Ontology annotation, cellular component: anaphase-promoting complex; nucleus. The record is from RefSeq and is a predicted model, not a curated record. Gene Ontology annotation, molecular function: zinc ion binding; ubiquitin protein ligase activity; cullin family protein binding. The transcript is spliced from 3 exons. Gene Ontology annotation, biological process: protein ubiquitination; positive regulation of mitotic metaphase/anaphase transition; anaphase-promoting complex-dependent catabolic process.